Molecule: messenger RNA, 1768 nt
Organism: Aspergillus steynii IBT 23096
Lineage: Eukaryota; Fungi; Ascomycota; Eurotiomycetes; Eurotiales; Aspergillaceae
Product: enoyl-[acyl-carrier-protein] reductase
Exons: 2
Coding region: 392-1663 (423 amino acids)
Biological process (GO): fatty acid metabolic process
Cellular component (GO): mitochondrion
Molecular function (GO): trans-2-enoyl-CoA reductase (NADPH) activity
Source: RefSeq, a predicted model, not a curated record
GGAGGAAGAAAGAAGGCCCAAGGAAGGCCGGCGGAAGACGCGACUCGUGCUUAAUAACGAGUCCUGUGCUGCUCAGGCCGGUCUCUCUCUUGCCUGCACACGGAGUACCUCCAGUUAACUACUCCGGAACACCCCUUCAAAGCAUCUGGCGAUCUACACUGCGGUGAUAUCCACCAUCUUUCCAGGGGAUUAAUAGCUCCUCACGUACACAGCACAGCCGGUUGCGUCCGCUGGUCGUUGGUUGGUCUCCGCCGGCCCGACGGGGGAACGACCGACGUCAUCUGGAUUUUCGUUUGAACUAACGCCAGACGAGCUGCCCUUCUAGGCUCCUCCUCGUUCCCUCCCGCCCUCGAUCCUCUUCACUUCUCCAGACUGUUCAACUGCCAUCCCCAUGUUCUCCCGCACCGCGGUCCGAUCUACGGUUACGACCUCCCGCAGCAAUGCGAUUCUGUCGCUGAAAGCUCGAGCGGCCUCCCCUUUGGUCUCGACGGCUGCUGGUCCAUGCUGCGGACCUCUGCCCAAUGCUUUCAUGGGAGGAAAGCGAUUCAUUGCGGUCUAUGGCUACACGCAAGCGAAGGCACUGGUGUAUUCUCGAUAUGGAGAGCCAAAGGACGUCCUACAGCUUCAUAAGCAUUCUAUAUCCCCCCCGCACGGGUCUCAGGUCACGCUUCGCCUUCUUGCUGCGCCGCUGAACCCGGCCGACGUAAACCAAAUUCAGGGGGUGUACCCGAGCAAGCCGCCGUUCCAGUCAACGCUGGGCACGUCGGAACCAUCGGCUGUCGCGGGUAACGAAGGCGCCUUCGAGGUCAUUGCCACGGGGGCGAAUGUCAAGAACCUGAGCAAGGGGGAUUGGGUUGUUAUGAAGCAGACCGGCCAGGGAACCUGGCGGACACAUGCACAGAUGGAUGAGUCGCAGUUGAUUAGGAUUGCAAACAAGGACGGCUUGUCUCCGCUGCAGAUCAGUACGGUCAGCGUGAACCCCGUCACGGCGUACCGGAUGAUCAAGGAUUUCUGCAAUUGGGACUGGAUGCGUACCGGCGAAGAAUGGCUCAUUCAGAACGGUGCCAACAGUGGGGUCGGUCGCGCUGCCAUCCAGUUGGCGCGGGAAUGGGGCAUCAAAACCCUCAACGUUGUUCGGGAGAGGGAAACCCCGGAGAAGACGGAGGCUCUCAGGCAAGAGCUGCGGGAACUGGGGGCGACUGCCGUGGUUACUGAGGCCGAGCUGCUUUCGGGUGGAUUCAAGAACCAAGUGAAUGAGCUCACCCGUAACGGCAAGGAGCCCAUCCGGUUGGCUCUUAACUGCGUGGGGGGUAAAAGCGCGACGGCGUUGGCGAAAACGCUCGCUCCGGGCUCACAUCUGGUCACCUACGGGGCCAUGUCGAAACAGCCCGUCUCCCUGCCCUCGGGGCUUCUCAUUUUCAAGAACCUGGCAUUUGAUGGUUUUUGGGUUAGCAAGUGGGGAGACAAGAACCCCCAACUGAAGGAAAACACCAUCAACGAUGUUCUCCAACUGACUCGCUCCGGUAGGUUCAAGGACAUCCCCGUGGAUGAGAUUCGAUGGAGCUGGGAGACGGAGGGCUCUGCCCUCACGGCAGGAGUUCAGGAGACUCUGAGUGGCUACCGCGAUGGGAAGGGCCUUCUCAAGUUUGAGGGCGGAGACUGAUUAAGAGGUGAUCAUAACGUUUGUAUAUUGCUGUACUACACUCAAUCUAUCGUUCUAGUCGUUCUCGGGUAUCCCGUAGCAAUAACCCAUCGAUCACGCUGAGCA